UUUUGUAGUCUCGGGAGCUAGCCUUCUUUUUAGACCGUUGUAAAAAAAAUCAUAAUAUAUUAAUACAAUUCAUUUUAUUUACGUUUAUGCCAUUUUGAUAUUCAACCCAUGUUUCUCAUGUUGAGAAAUUGGGCUCCUUCCAGACAUUUGCCUAAGGAAACACUAUUAUCCAUUGAAUGGAUUAGAUUUGUUACAAUCAAGUCUCACUUUCACCCAACAAGAAAAAAAAAAUAACAAUUUUGCAACACUCAUUCUUCCCUUUCAAACUUGAAAUUGACAAAGAACCUAAAAUCAUUUGCUUGCCUUAUAGAGUAAAUAGUGUAGUCCCUCUCAUUCACUUCACUCUCCCCAAGUAUAAAUUUCUAAAAAUAGUAAGCAUUUCUUCAAUCCAUCAACCAUGCCUUUUCUCUCUCCUCUUCAGCUACUGCUAUUGUUACCAUUGCUACUCAAUCUAUGGGAAAUUCCAACAAAUGCCUCAAAAAAUUAUAUUUCAGCCAUUGGAGACCCAGGAAUGAAGAACCCAAAUACCAGAAUUGGCUUUGAAGCUUGGAAUUUCUGCAAUGAAGUGGGGUUUGAAGCUCCUCAUAUGGGUAGCCCCAGACUUGCUGAUUGUGCUGAUUUGCAAUGUCCCAUUAUCCAUGAGGUUGUAAAUGCUGACAUAGUUAACAAAGAAAGUGUUUGCAAAGUGCAUCACAAAGUAAAGCCCUCGGACAACAGGUUGGGGGCAGGUGACAACUUUCCUAUUCCUGGUUUUCAGCCUUAUGCUGAUCCUGACCGCUAUGCUGUUGAAAAGGAGUUGUAUCUUGCUUCGCUGUGCGAAGUAUCUGAAUCUGGAGACCCGUGGCAAUUUUGGAUGAUCAUGCUUAAGAAUGGAAAUUUCGACAAAAAUACUACACUUUGUCCUGAGAACGGCAAAAAAGUUGCUAAAAUAGUUACCGACAGAAAGUUUCCAUGCUUUGGGAAAGGAUGCAUGAACCAGCCUCUUGUUUAUCAUAAUCAAUCAAAACCUGUUUUCAACGAGCAGCAAGAAGCAUCACUAAGUGGAGGAUUUUAUGGUUCCUAUGAUCUUGAUGCAGAUUUCAGUAAAGGUGUGGGCAACAAAUCAUUUUUUUCUGUUUCCUGGAAAAAAAAUUUGACCAACGGAAGUUGGAUUAUCUCGAACAAAUUAUCAACAUCUUCCAAGUACCCUUGGCUUAUGUUGUACUUGAGAGCAGACUCAACCAGAGGAUUCAAUGGAGGCUAUCAUUAUGAGGGUAGAGGCAUGCUUAGAAAGCUGCCAGAAUCUCCUAACUUUAAAACAAAAUUGACGCUUGACAUCAAACAAGGUGGUGGCCCUAACAGUCAGUUCUAUCUCAGUGACAUUGGAGGUUGCUGGAAAAAUAAUGGACUUCCAUGUGAUGGUGAUGUCUUGACUGAUGUAACCAGAUAUUCUGAGAUGAUCAUUAACCCUGAAACUACUAGCUGGUGUCGAGCAGAUAACCUUGUUUCAUGCCCACCGUAUCAUCUUAGUGUUAUGGGAGAGGUUAUUCACAGAAAUGAUUCAUUUCGAUACCCAUAUUCAGCAUACCAUCUUUAUUGCGGCCCAGGAAAUGCUGAAUUUGCUGAGAAACCAGUUGAUAUUUGCGAUCCAUAUAGCAAUCCACAGUCACAAGAAAUCUUACAGCUUUUGCCUCACCCCGAGUGGGCUGUCCAUGGAUAUCCUGAAAAGCAAGGAGAUGGUUGGAUUGGGGAUUCAAGAAGCUGGGAGCUUGAUGUUGGGGCUCUUUCGAAUCGGUUGUACUUCUACCAGGAUCCAGGAACAGCACCAGCCAAGCGCAUAUGGUCAUCCAUCAACGUAGGUGUAGAAAUAUAUGUUAGUAACAAAAGAGAGACUGCAGAAUGGACUGUAAGCGAUUUUGAUGUUCUGCUUCCCGAAGAAAAGCAGCAAUGAUUGUCAGAGAAUUCUCUUCAACCUUUUAAUGAAUCGGCACACUUGCAGUUAGAUAUAUGAUUUUACUAAACCCUAUGUAUCAUAGUUCUAUUUUUUUUUUUUUAUUACUAUUUUCUAUUUUGUUGGUUGACACAUGUAAUGUAACGAAUGUACAGAAAUAAACAAAAUGGUGUAUGUUGUGCUCUUGCAGCAUACUAAUAAAAAGUUGGUUCAGCUAUUAAAAGGCAGUCUUUUACUGA
Chenopodium quinoa (quinoa) is the source of this 2169-nucleotide messenger RNA. RefSeq lists its product as uncharacterized. The transcript has 4 exons. The record is from RefSeq and is a predicted model, not a curated record. The coding region runs from base 398 to 1930 and encodes 510 amino acids. Lineage: Eukaryota; Viridiplantae; Streptophyta; Magnoliopsida; Caryophyllales; Amaranthaceae.